AUGAACUCAAUAAUUAAACGCUUCAGUUUACCCAAGGUCACGCGGUUGGUGUUGGCUCUCAAUAUCAGUUUGUCGAUCAUUGUAUUUUACUAUAAAUCACAAGCAUACGCUCAAUUGACAUCGUCGGGGAAGCCGGCCACCACCGAGGAGGUUGAUUUUGCAGGGUUGUCGAUUCCAUUUUUCCAAUUGAUCCCAUCAAGCGUGAUUAAGAAUCCGUGGACAUUGGUGAUCUCCAGUUUUUUGGAAUCAACAAUUCUCGGGUUUUUCUUUACCGUUGCCAAUACUGUGGUGUCAAUAAGGUAUUUUGAAAAAGUCUGGGGCACGAAAGAGACGAUCAAGUUUUUAUUGAUCGUGUCAACAUUGACGAAUUUGUUGACGGCGGUGUUUCUCACAUUAUGGAAAUCAAAUACCGCUGAUCAAUCUAUAUUAAAUAAAUCCGCAAGUGGUUGUUUCUCAUUGAUUUUGGCGUAUGUGGUGGCGUUCAAACAACACUUGCCGGAACACAACUUGAUUUUCUUCAAAGGAGCGUUCCAUCUUAGAGUCAAGCACGUUCCGUUCAUUUCUUUAAUUGUUUUGCUAGUAUUGCCAUUCAUCACAAAAAGUUAUUAUCCUACUUUGAACUCGCUAUUAUGUUUUGGAAUCUCCUGGACGUACCUCAGAUUCUUCCAAUCGAUGAUUUUGGAGCCCUUGAUCCCAUUGACCUCCAGUACCACCGCCAGUUCUAAUGCUAAUAAUGGUGAUACCACCAAUGAUAUCUCUGAUAAUCUACAAUUUGGGGUGCAUCGUGUUCAAGGGGACGCGUCGGAUACUUUUGCAUUUGCUUAUUUCUUUCCUGACGUGAUCCAUCCGAUCGUCUCGCCGGUUUUCAACGCUAUUUAUCAAAUAAUGGCGUCUAUCGGAGUGAUCCAUGGGUUCAAUGAUGAAGACGUGGCUCAGUCUAAUGAACGGGCCAUUAGGAGAAGUACCGCAAGGGCCGGCAGAAGUAGUCUGAGUAAUAUUGCCGAAAGACGUCGUCAAGUGGCAUUAAAGGUGCUUGAGGAAAGAAUUGGUACUUCAUAA
Messenger RNA from Saccharomycopsis crataegensis, 1059 nucleotides. RefSeq lists its product as uncharacterized. Gene Ontology annotation, biological process: retrograde vesicle-mediated transport, Golgi to endoplasmic reticulum. Bases 1 to 1059 code for a protein of 352 amino acids. Gene Ontology annotation, cellular component: Golgi apparatus; membrane. The transcript has a single exon. Lineage: Eukaryota; Fungi; Ascomycota; Saccharomycetes; Ascoideales; Saccharomycopsidaceae. The record is from RefSeq and is a predicted model, not a curated record.